CGAUCAUCCAGGACUCAUCAGCCGCAAUAGUCACCAAUAGUCGGCAAUUCGAAUUCAACGUUAAUCUACUGCUCUUUCCACACAAGGCGGUCAUAACCCUCACCGCGAAACCUCGACCACCUUUGAUCAUGUCUCCUCAUCGCGCAUUGCACAAUCAUGAAAUAGUCUUCAUGAUUUUCGAACAAUUCGCUUCCCAUAAAGGUCAUUACAUGUUGAGCCAGGAGAAAAAGCCAGAUCGAGUUGCCUUAGCUCGGGCUGCACGAGUCUGCAAGGCAUUCUCGGACGCGGCGUUGGACGUCCUGUGGAGGAGAUUGGACAGCAUAGUGCCUCUGCUUGCCCUGUUCUCUAGCUUCAUCCGGGUCCCUAUGGAUGAUAACAAAGUUGUUGAUGAGCACGACGAGCGUAACCACAUCUAUACAAUCUGCGGAGAAACGAGUAAUGACGAUUGGACGCGAUUCGGAUCAUAUGCUAAGAGGGUCCGGGCAGUUAGCUGUGACCCUUGUCGGGUCGAACAAUCGUUAUUCUUUUACUUAUCCCACCGUAACUUUGGACGGCCGCUGCUUCCCUUGGUGCGAGAGAUAGAAUGGCAUGCGGUGGACAUAAUCAUGGAUGCUAGUGUGCUGACCCUCGUGGCACCGUCCCUUCGACGGCUUACCAUCAAUUUUAGCCGUGACAAGAAUACAACGGGCACAAGACGAAAUUGCUUGCUCAAGACGCUCUUAACAGAGAUAUCCUCCAUUGCAUCUAACGUGGAGGAGCUCAAAAUCACUCACUUCGAUGAUCUGAGGAGUAUCACUCCUGUACUCGGGUUCGCUCAAUUGCGCAAGCUAUCUAUCCUUCAUUCCCUUUCAACCGAAGAGUUCUCAUUCGAAGCGCUCGCCAUGCUUCAGAACCUCGAGGACCUGAGCAUCUCAAUCCCGGAACGUGCAACCUUCACUCACUGCAGCGGAUUCACCACGUUGCGGCGUUUGAAGCUGACUGGUACAUUCUCCGAUUUCACCAAUUGCUUCCUCAAUAUUUCCCCUCCCUCGCUGCAGACGCUUCAACUCUCGCUUGAUAGUUUGAUUUGGCCCACGGCUGAAAAUUGUCGCAUCUGCCUUGCUGCAGCAUAUUCGGCAUUCAAAUCCUCCUUACUUGAAUUCAGCCUCAUAUUAUGUCACCGCUUCACCAUCCUGCCACGAAGGGCUCCUUCCAUUACCUCCAUUAUUGAGUUCAUAGAGCCCACCCUGUCCAUACCUGGUAUGAAAAAACUGGAGUGCAGCUGUCUCCCGCUCAAUAUGUCGCUUUCGAACCGGAUGCUGCAGCACAUCGCCACAUCGUGCCCAAAGCUUGAAUCUCUGAGAUUUGUGUGUUUCGCUUCAUGGUUUAAUGGCGACCAUCUCGAUGACGUCCCGUCCCUUGAUGGGCUGCGGACCUUGUUCCGCCUCGCACCCGAUCUGACCGACCUGGAGAUACCAUAUCUCUGGACAGAUCCGUUGCCAAACAUGAGCGAUCAACUUGUGAUCUCCUCCAAGUUGCGGCAUCUGUCUCUCGCACCGGUCUUCGUUUCGCCAGGUUCACGUCUAGACAAGGACAUAUCGAUUUCGUUCCUCGAACGCAGCUUUCCAAACCUCGCUACCUCUGACAGGCCGUACACGGAGAUCUUCAACUUGAACGAUUGAACCAUAGGAGAUUAGCGUACCGUUGGAUAUAUUAUUGGCAAUCAUGCGGAAAGUAUUGCCUGAAGAAAGUAAGGCGGUUUGACAGAUCAGCGUGAUGUGUAAUCCAUCAAUUCGGACGACUUUUACGAUGGUGUUUUCAUGGCACUCAGUACCCUGUUCGUGUAGUCCAUUUGGCGAGCGGAGGACAGGAUCGAUCAAUACGUUAGUAUAUGCCGCGGCUUAUAUUUUUCUUUCGGGGCGCGUAUGUACCAUACAUACUAUAGUGUUUGCCUUUCUGCCAAAGCCCCACCAUCCAGCUGACAAGUUAUUCCAUAUUAUAGGAUAGCAUACCACAGACAGCGUUACUGAGGUAGUUCAAUAUAUCUAUGCUGUCCUUGCC
This is a messenger RNA of Laetiporus sulphureus 93-53, 2040 nucleotides long. RefSeq lists its product as uncharacterized. Lineage: Eukaryota; Fungi; Basidiomycota; Agaricomycetes; Polyporales; Laetiporaceae. The record is from RefSeq and is a predicted model, not a curated record. The coding region runs from base 129 to 1661 and encodes 510 amino acids. The transcript has 3 exons.